This is a messenger RNA of Durio zibethinus, 2238 nucleotides long. Its product is annotated as F-box protein CPR1-like. Gene Ontology annotation, molecular function: protein binding. The record is from RefSeq and is a predicted model, not a curated record. NCBI's taxonomy places the organism in Eukaryota, Viridiplantae, Streptophyta, Magnoliopsida, Malvales, Malvaceae.
CAAAAUCCUAUCAUUCAGAUUUCAAUGCGUAGAAAAAGAAUUAAAAACACUACUCACUAAAUUGUAAAAUUAAAGAUACUUCCAAACAUAUUGUAACAGUCUUUUAUUCAGAUUAUAUAAGUAAUAAUAAUAAUUCAGAAGAAGUACCAAUCUGGUAAAAGAAUCUAGUAGUACAUUUGACAAACCUUUCCUUUUCAAAGGCAAUGAUCUGUAGCAUUUUCAUUUCCUCCUUUCAAUUCCAUGAAUAUAUUUGGAUGAUGAUGUGCUGAUGGCAAACCAAAAACCAUGAGUGAAAACCAUCAUCCCUUCACUCCCCACCUCUCAUAUUCCCUUUUCUUUUCCUUCUUCUCGGUUUUUUUUUUUUUUUUUUUCAUGUCAUCAUCUUUUCCUUCAUAAUAAUUUCCUUUCUUUCCUUUUAUUUUGGGUUCUCCUUCUUUAGUAAAAAAAGCGUGAAUAAGUGUGAAACUAUCAAGUCCUUUUUCGGCCUCAACAACUUUAGCAAACAGAGUCCGUGAAACCCAAUUAUCCUUGAUGCUAUUGGAGCCAAAUUAAGUUCCUGGUUCAGAAAAUUGUGCACAGUUUUUGUUUAUAUGGAUAGCCUUGUUUCAGUCAAAGGAGGGAAUCGAAUGCUUGAAGGAGAUAAUGCAGGUAUAUUGUUCGGGGCAACAACCAUGGGUUUUUUUAUAACUAUGUUCAUAUGCAGGGUUUGGCUUCUCUAGUUAUUGACUGUAGGAAAGGAGAAGAAUAAGAAGAGCCUAGUAUGGAGGGCAUUGGUGAUCUGCCAAGAGAAUUGUUCCUUGAAAUCCUCUUACGGCUGCCGGUAGAAUCUUUGAUGCGAUGCAAGUGUGUUUGCAAAUACUGGUACGCUCUGAUUAGCAAUCAUAAAUUCAUUGAAUUGCACCUUAAGUACAACAGCAGCAACAAUGUAUGUGUCCUUCUCAAGCGCUGCCUUCUGACAUGCUUAGGAGAGAAAGAAAAUAUGUUGUCAUUGGUCUGCUGCGAUGGGUUUUCUUUUGUAAAUUUAGAUGUUGAUUUGUCCUUGUACAAGAAGGAGCCAUGUUUAGAGCUUUUAGGUCAUUGUGAUGGCAUUAUUUGCCUAUCAAAUUACCGAGAUGAUAUAGUUCUAUGUAACCCUGCAACUAGGGAGUCCAUGGUGCUGCCCCAGUCUUGUCUCCCUUGUUAUCCAUCAAUCCCAAAUUUGAUCCCGCAAACCAGUGCCUUGGGAUUUGGUUAUGAUGAAAAAAGUCAUCACUGCAAAGUUGUUAGGAUUGUUUCAUAUUGGGAGGAGAUAAAUGGGAGUGGCUUACCCCACCUUUCCAGGGUUGAAGUAUACUCUUUGGGAACUGGUUCUUGGAAAGAAAUCAAUGUUAAGGUCCCUGCCUAUGUCUGGUAUUCUCCAUGUUUUGAAACAUACUUUAAUGGAGCAUUUCAUUGGUAUGCUAUAGACGAUAACAGAAAUGAAGUCAUCCUUUCAUUCCACAUGGGAAAUGAGGAGUUCCAAGUAAUAUCAAUGCCAAGUUUUCUAUCCAUUUAUGAUUAUUCAAUGUGUAGGAGUCUUUUGGUGUGGAAUGGAUACAUUUCUCUAGUAAUCUAUCCAGGAAAGGGGAUUGAAAAAACAUUUGAGAUAUGUGUGAUGAAGGAAUAUGGAGUGAGGGAAUCUUGGACAAAAAUAUUGACAAUUGGACCUCUUACAAGAGUGGAAAUGCCUUUGGUAUUUUGGAAAAAUGAUGAGAUUCUCAUGGAAGGCUCUGAUGGACAGGUGGUGUUUUACAACCUUAAGGACAAAGAGCUCAAGGAUCUUCCAAUCUAUGGGGUUCCAAAGUCAUUCUCAACUCUUGUAUAUGUGAAUAGCCUUGUUUCGGUCAAAGGAAGAAAUCAAAUGCUUGAUCAAGCAGAUAAUACAGAUUUUGGUUGGUGAAGGCUUUUGCAUCCUGGGUAACCUUCCUCAGGUUUAACAGAUGCACAGGAAAUGAUCCAUGGAGUAUGAAUGAAAGUUGAGAGCACUGUACUCUCAUGAGUUAGACAUGUGGGAGGAUCAAAGAUCAAGCUGCCAGGAUGAGGAUCAAUGGAUAAGAAAGGAGAAAUGAACAGAAAAAUUAUCAUCAAUGUAAAGAUAUUGUCAUAAAUGUACAGAGAAACUUAACAUCUAAACUUGGGUUUAUCAGAAUCUUUGUGCUAUAAAUAAAGAUUUUUAAUAUCAAUAAAGUGUGGCUCUCUGAAAUUUUCUGGUUUGAGUGA